AUUGUAGUAAUUUUCUGGUUAAAAUUACCUCUACAAUAGUUUAGAUCGUGCUAAUCCAAGAAUCGUCAACAGUGUGCAUUUAGUGAAUUAAAAAUUAUGAAUGCUGCCUGAUUGACACUGAUUGUGAUUUGGCACAGGUGUAUUCAACCGAUUAGAAUCAUUCGUGUGGGUGAUGUGGUCGAGUGAACAGGUGUUUUCCGACCGCCGAAGAAGAUUCUGGGCUGUUGUGUAGUUUUUUAAUAACAAGCAAAUAACAAUAUUCAUAAUUUUGCAUGUGGAGCAACCACACUGUGUGAUUUGUGCUGUAUCAGAUCCAGAGCAAUGAUUAGUGAUAGUGACUUCCGGGAUUUUCGAUGAAGCCCGUGGCUUCCCAACAAGUGCAUUUCAGUGGCUCUACUCCAUGCAUUGAGUAGAUCUAAGCGUGUGCUGGAAACGCAACAACGCACCACUGGAAAAUUGGUAGAAUCCUGAAAAAGUGUGAAUGGAGAUAAGCAAGUGUUAAUACGUAGUGAUAAGAGCAGCUGAUUAUCAAAUUUCACAAAAGAGAAUUCAAUAAAAUAAGAUAAAAUAACAUAAAAAAACCUGCAAAGUUCAAAACGUCAUCGAGGGACAAUCGAAAAUGAAAUCCAACUUUCUCUGCGGAUUAUCCUGCUGGCAUCCGUCAUGGCUUCAGCGUUUCGCGACGCCGCGAUCCUUCAUCAUGGUGUACGGAUUUCUGGGCACCGUUCAAGCCAUGGCGUACAUUUACUUCGUCAUCACGCUGACAACUUUGGAGAAACGGUUUAAAAUUCCAUCUUCCACUACAGGAAUCAUCCUCAGCGGCAACGAAAUAUCACAGAUUCUGCUGUCGCUGAUCCUAUCGUAUGUGGGUGGCUAUCGCAAUCGACCCAGAUGGAUAGCGUGGGGUGUGGUUUUCUGUGCCCUGUCCUGUUUCAUCCUGGCAACGCCACACUUCAUCUUUGGGGCGGGAGAUGCUGCCCUGCAGCUGACCAAGGAGUACGUCGACCAGGAACAGAUGGAGCUGGACGCCAUUUUGAAGAGCCAAAACCUUACGGUGAUCGUGAAGACCACCAACAGGCUUUGCAUGGACAAAUUCUCCCCGAAGGAAUGCCAUGACAUCAUCUCGAUGGUACCGAUGGUGUUGAUAUUUUUGUCCCAGUUUGUGCUGGGUAUCGGAAACACUCUCUACUAUUCGCUCGGCCAGACUUAUCUGGAUGAUAACACCAAAAAGACCAACACGCCACUGAUGCUGGCCUACGCUUCAUCGCUGCGGACUUUCGGACCAGUCGUAGGCUUUGCCUUAGGUUAUUUCGCUCUCAAAAUCUACAUCGACCCAUCGAAAACGCCGAUCAUUGACAGCUCUGAUCCCCGAUGGUUGGGCGCCUGGUGGUUGGGGUGGAUUAUACUCGGGAUAGCAAUGCUUUUCUUUGCUGCCCUCAUUGGCCUUUUCCCGAAAGAUCUUCCCAUUGCCCAGAACAAGGUGGAUCACAAAAGGCCGAUUUCUCAAAUGCCCAUUUUUAUGAUGAAUGAUGCCGAGGCAACGGCAAAGGAAAAGAAUCCGCUUGGAAAAUCGAGCUCUAUCACCGAGAAAAAUAACAACGGAAUCAGUAAACCAGAAACCGUACCAGGACCUGUAGGAGAUUUUCCUAAAUUGAAAGUUCGAAAUCAUAAUAACAUAAUAUUUUGA
Uranotaenia lowii is the source of this 1687-nucleotide messenger RNA. It is a transcript of the gene Oatp33Ea, whose product is annotated as solute carrier organic anion transporter family member 74D. Gene Ontology annotation, biological process: sodium-independent organic anion transport; transmembrane transport. Lineage: Eukaryota; Metazoa; Arthropoda; Insecta; Diptera; Culicidae. Gene Ontology annotation, cellular component: membrane. The record is from RefSeq and is a predicted model, not a curated record. The coding region runs from base 620 to 1687 and encodes 355 amino acids. The transcript is spliced from 6 exons.